AUGCCCUCGUCUCAUCUUCGAGAAAUUCAGCUGAAGCUAUCGGCCGCUCUUGGUCCCCAACUCAAUUUCACCCACCGGUUCACCUCGCCCGAGUGGUGGCUCGUACGUAUACUGCCCCAUACUGCCGACUUGGGGCCGAACAUACAGGCAUUUGAAGAAGGGUUAACCGGUCCCAGCCUAUCCAUUCCGGUGAAGAUGGAAGAUAGGUAG
Anthostomella pinea is the source of this 210-nucleotide messenger RNA. The record is from the annotation of a GenBank genome assembly. Lineage: Eukaryota; Fungi; Ascomycota; Sordariomycetes; Xylariales; Xylariaceae.